AUGGGGAAAACUCGGACUACAGUCUUGAUCUGGAAUGGAGAAAGAUGGUUCGAUGGACCGAAGAAGGGAAAAGAGGUAGGAGGAGCAUUGCCACAUGAUAUUUAUUCUUUCACGUACGUCUUGUGUGCGCCUUCUGCGAGAACCGUGUUUGAGAGCAAUAUUUCUCACGGAAAGCUUUGUGGCAUGGGACUGGCCAUCGGCCAGGAAAAGGAAGCUGGAGCAUAG
Messenger RNA from Botrytis deweyae, 225 nucleotides. RefSeq lists its product as uncharacterized. Bases 1 to 225 code for a protein of 74 amino acids. The record is from RefSeq and is a predicted model, not a curated record. The transcript has 2 exons. NCBI's taxonomy places the organism in Eukaryota, Fungi, Ascomycota, Leotiomycetes, Helotiales, Sclerotiniaceae.